AGAGCCAAGUGUUUUUCCCCCCACAGUGAUCAGAACUCAUUCUACCUCUGGAGCUCGCACAUACCCCUCCGUCCCCCCCCCAUCGUCUGUUUACUACAGCCUAUAUGUAGCUUUAAUUACACUGUUGUUUGGUAACAACUUGGACCCCGCUGCUCCCUCUCUCUCUCCCUCUCCUCCUUUUUCCCCCCUCUCCUCUCCUCCUGGCUCCGUAAAACACGCAGAGGAUCAUUCAUAAGGAAUGAGUGGUCCCUCUAUACGACUGUUUUGUGGACUACUUUACAUUCAGCAUACGGAGCUUUGUGCCGGAGCCGCUGCAGAAAUGUGGGGUAGCAAUGUGCGGCAGCUGUAGCCUCUGCUAUGGACAGCGGUGAGGGAGGCGGAGGGGAUGGAGGGGGAGGAGAGGAGAGAGAUGCUGACCUCAGUCCCCAGGCUUUAUCUCUUCCUCUCCUGACCCAAGCGGUCAUUCCGGAGCCGGGGUCAUCCUCUUAUACCUCAGCCAUGGCCCCUGCCAAAGAGCCCCUGACCCUGCCUCAGCAGGAGGAGGGCGCAGAGGGGUCCCAGGCUAGAGAAGAGACCCAGGGAGGUGAUCGGAAAGACGGAGGCCGACACACACAGGAGAAUAAAGCAUGUCAAAAGCAGGGGAUGAGGGAAGACUUCGGGGAGGGAGAUUUGUCAGGGCAAAAGAAGGAAGAAGGGGAGGUGCAUGUACGUGUGGGAGAGGUGUCAGUUACAGGGGGCCUCCCAGCAGCCCUUUGCAGCAGAGGCGGAGAAGAGGAGAAGGAAGAGGAGGAGGCCAUCUCAAACCAAAGCCAAACCAAAUCCAAAUGUUCUUUAUUACCUCAACAGAGCCAGCACAGCUCUUCUUCCAGCACUGCAAAGGCCAGUGGCACACUCGACAGCAAAAUAGCCGCCUCUCCAAAGCCCUCUCCCACAUCUUCCCCCUUUCCAAAGCCCUCCCCUUGUCUUGCCACCUCUCCAAAGCACUUCACUGGUCCAUCCUCCUCUUCUUCCCUGCUGAGCGAGACAGAGGUAAAAGACAUUAAGGGAGAUCAGGGCUGGAUAUCUGGGUUUCCUCAGAGCUUUAAAUCCCAGCAGUCUACUAUGGCUUUUCCACUGGCAGGUACGGAGCCUGCCAGCACACCUGCUGAGGAUGAUGGGUCGGCAGGGGUUUCUCACUCUUCCAUUACCAAUGGAGAUGGUGCCAAAGCUCCAGAACCAAAUGAAAACCAGCUAGACACAGAAGGGGACGACGAGAGAGACAAAGAAGGAGAACAGAAAGAAGCUGUUCUUAAAAACCUCAACCAAGACCUCUCUUCGAGUUCACUGACGAGUCACAUGACCAUAAUGCACUCACGCAACUCCUGCAAGACCCUGAAAUGCCCCAAAUGUAACUGGCACUACAAGUCCCAGCAUACACUGCAAGUCCACAUGAAAGAGAAACACCCAGAGACAGGGGGCCAAUGUGUGUGCGGUGCAUCCGGAGGAAAGUGUGUGUGUGGUGGUACAACACAAGGUGUGUGCAGUUAUUGCAAUUCGGGCAAACCCCAUCCUCGCUUGGCCCGUGGUGAAACCUAUGCCUGCGGCUACAAGCCGUACCGCUGUGAGGUCUGUGACUAUGCUACCUCAUCGAAAGGCAACCUCAGCAUACACAUGCAGUCUGAUAAACACCUUAAUAAUGUUCAAAAUGGAGGACACUCUAAUGGUCACGUGCACACUUCUCACAUUACCAACAACAGCAGCUCCUCCAAUGGUCACACAGUGGAUGAGCCGGCAUACAAGGUCCCACUCUCUAUUCCCACGCCUACAACCCAGCCCGCCAAGCUCACACCACCUGCACACUCUCACUCUCAUGGAAAACGGUGGCGGUGUGAUGUGUGCGACUAUGAGACCAGCAUUGCCCGAAACCUGCGCAUACACACCACCAGCGAGAAACACACACAUAACAUGCUACGGCUCCAGAGAGGCUACUAUCUAUCUCACUGCAGGAGCCUCACUCCACAGCUUAAACACCUACAAAACACAGGUGCCGAGCUCUCCUUGAACAUGCGACUCACCAGUCAGCAAGUCGCAGAAGCGCCAGUCACCCUUGGCUCUACACUGACUCCCUCUCCGUCCCCCUCUCCCUCACCCCCUCCAGCCCCAUCUCUGUCCCCCACUGGACCGCUCUCUCAAGGCAUGUUCCAAUGCCUUGUCUGCUCCUGCUUUUCAUCUGACAGCACAGAGAUUGUGGAGCAGCACCUGAAUGCCCCUCGCUCCUUACCCCAGUCUGAGUGGUGCUCCCUGGUUGCUGGUGGCUGCCACUGCAGAUUGUGCGGCUACACCACCCCACUGAGGGCUAACUUCUCCUUACACUGCCAGACUGACCGACACCGCUCCCGUUACCAGCUUACUGCUCACAUCCAGGAGGGAGGAGACAGGGGUCAGGAGGGAGUUGCCCUUAUUGCUAAGGGAAACCCCGUCCAGGUGAGGUGCAACCUGUGUGACUAUGUGACCAGCAGUUUUGAGAAGCUACGAGGACAUUCCCUGGGUUCACACCAUGAGGCCGGCGUCCGGGUUUACAGAUUCCUGCAGCAGUAUGAUGGUGAGGUUGAUGGAGGUUCGUGGCUGUUCCAUUGUCUCCUAUGCAACCACUCCUCCUCCUCUAAACUCCAAGUACUGAAACACAGUCAAACCCCAAUCCAUCAGCAGAGGGAAGAGCUUCUACAACUGCAGCCAAUGGGUGGAGAGGAGCUGGCAGCCAUUUUUACCAUCAGGAAGAGUCCUGAUGGCGUCACAGGAGAACUCAGUGAUGAUAUGGAUACUUCCAGCGAGACCAGUGGUAUUUUGGAAACAACCAAAGACACAUGUAACUUGGGGGUGAAGCAGAUUUCAGAGGAGACAGACGAAACCAGGGGGGAGGAAAGAGACAUGAAGGAGUCAUUGAGCUCUGUCAAGCGUCCGUCCUCUGGAUACGGGGAGAUGGAAAGCUCCAUUGAGACCAAACGCACGAGAAUACACCAGCAAAAUGAGAACCAGCAGACUGUCCAGUGCCCUCUGUGCCAGGUUCAACUCCCAUACACACACCUUCGUCCGCAUCUCACACAUCUGCACAGCGUGGCACAGGACUGUGUGGACAAGCUCAUCAGCACAGUCAAACCACCCGUGGAACAACUGCCUCAACUGCAGAUGGAACUACCAACAGACGCAUGCACAGAUGAGACUCCAGAAAAUAAAACCACCAAGAAGAACAAUGCAAAUUGGGUCAAUUCUGCUGAUUCAAUUGCCUCUGUUGAUUCACAGAAAAACCAAGGCAUUUCAGUGGCAAACACUGAGGGAGAUGUAGCCGCACCCAAAGAUGUCACAGCUCUACUUACCCCACCCCUUGAAGAAAUAACCACUCACCCUUCCAAUGGCAGACUGGCUCCUCAGUCCCCGACUCAGAUCCCCCCCUCCUCACCCAUCUCCCCACCUAGCGAUCCCCCUUCUCUCUCUGAUCGCCAUGGUUACCGGUUCCGUUGCAGCAGGUGCAGCCUGGCGUUCCCCACUCAGGAGAAGCUCCAAACGCACUGGCAGUACCAUGCCAUGAGGGCGGCGACAGAGUGCCCCCUCUGUUCUAGACAAUGCCGCAGUCAGGAGGCCUUGCAGAGACACAUUCAAAACACACAUUCACAGCUGGACAACACACAGGGGCAGAAUACAGUCUUACCACCUCAUACGACUCAAUACAUGGAACAUAAUACGAGUUCUGUUCAGCAAGAGUUUAGUUUAUCACCACAGGUGGGUCAAGAGGCAGGAGAAGGGGAGGAUGAAGACAUAGAGGAAGAAGAAGCAAUGGGCAUCGAGGGAAAAGAGGAACAAGAAGAAGAAGUUAAAAUUAAAGAGAAGGAUACAGUUGGUGAAGAUGAUAAAGUUGAGGAGGAUUUAACUGAGCCAGAGAAAGGGUCACAUGAGGAGAUGAUAUCAGAACAUGGUUCAAACUCUCUUGUCAGAAAGUGCUCUAACCCCACAUUGGACCGCUAUCUGGAUCCAUCCAGGCCCUAUAAAUGCACCAUCUGUUCAGAGUCAUUUACUCAGAAAACCAUUCUUCUGGUCCAUUUUAACUCUGUGUCCCAUCUUCACAGGGCCAGACGGGCCCUACAGGACUCUGGCACAGGUGUUGCGGCCCCUGAGGCUCCCCGCGGCCCAGACUCUCGACCUUAUCGCUGCAGACUUUGUGGAGUAGGCUACAGCCAGAGCUCUACGCUGGACAUACAUCUUCGCUCUGUCCUUCAUCAGACUAGAGCUCGUGCUGCCAAGAACACAGCUCCACAGACCCCAGCAUCUAAUGUAGCUGUUCCAUUUACAGUCACCACCACUGCUACUCAGCCUGGUGCCACCAGAGAGGAAAUAUCCAAAAGUUUGCCUUUCCCCAAGAGGCUAGAUGGAAGAAGAUCGUCAGCCUUUUCACUAUUAGAUCCUGGACUAGCAACAGAGGUCAAGCCAACCCAUAACCAAAAUGGCCAGCAAGCUAAAAAGAAAGUGGCAGAGCUUAUAGCAUCUCGAAAUCAGCUAAUGCUAAUACAGCAGCAGCAGUUAGCUCAGGCUCAGGCACAGGCCCAAGCUCAGUUACAACAACACACAGCUAUGCUCCAGUCCCAGGCAUUGCAGCACCUCCCCUUAGGGAUAGAGAAUCUCCUUAAACAACACUUCCCCCUGACUCCAGACAACUUUCUGUCUCUGCAGCAACAACUUCUCCUGCCAUUUUACUUAUCAGGAGACAUGAAACUAGACAUGAGCCUAGACCUUGGUCAGUUGCUAUUGGCCAACACUAUCCAAAAAGAUCAAGUUAAGGUAGAAGCUAAAACUGAGUCCCCACCUGAAACUGAUGAGAAACAAAACCAUAAACAAAGCUCCAACCCAGCUGUAGGCCAAUUUAAGGAUCAUGUGCAGUUUCAGACCAAGAUCGAAGCAGUCCGCAGAGGAUCCUCCAUCAACCACACUGAAAGAGAACACAGCAAUGCUUGUCUUGAGGAAGAAAAAGAAGAAAUGCAUGUUACUACGGUUAAAAAUGAGAGUCAAAAGGAGGAAACCCAUUCUCCCUCAUUUAAUCUACUUAAAUUGCAGUGUCCGCCUCCCAGAGUGCCCUAUGCUGCUGCGAAUGGGGAGCCUCUUAGAGCCCUACUACAGAGUUAUGGCUAUGAAUUGGCAAUGCAAUAUACACAAAGUAGACACAGACACCAGCAGCAGAUUGCAACUCAAAUGAUACCGUAUGAACAACAGUGCUCUGAUAUCAAUAAGAUGGUCGUGUGCUUAGAGGUUGAAAGAGAUAAGUUAAAUGAAACGGAAGAUGGACAGGUAGUAGUUUGCAAUAAGGAUAGCAAAGUAGUACAUGGCAAUGGAGACAGAGAUAGCAGCUUAUGGACCGAGAAAAAUCUAAACAAAGGUGAAAAUGCAGCAAAUGAAGAAAAAAGAUGUUGUGGAGCAGGAGAAAAGUGCAAAGACUGUGGCAAGUUAUUUUCAGAUGCCUUGAUUUUAAAAACCCACCAGGAAUACAUUCAUAGCAUGAUGUUUCCCACUGCUGUACUGGAGAGUUUUUCCAGAAAAUACAGGCUGCAAUAUGACCAGAUGUACCCCCUCACACAGCCUAAAUCUAAGGAGAAUUCAACUACAUGCCCCAACGCUGCAGUCCCAACCACAUCAACAUCUUCGGAAUCAGAAACACCACAAGACCAAAUUAAAUCUGAAAUGAAAACCAUUUCACCCUCACCUGUAUCCUCAGUUUCAGAUAUUGUUACUAAAACAUCUGCUACAACUACAGACCCACCACCAACUGCCCCAUCAGUUUCUUCUCCUCCAUCACCACUGCAACCUCAAGAAUGUCCACAACCUGAGAUUCCCAUCCCAGGUACAUCUGCUUCAGCUACUUCUCAAACCACGUCCCCAGCUAAAUCCAUACCUACAAUACCUAGGCUCUCUCUGCCCUUGCCCCAGCUUCCUAUACCCCAACUGCCAUUACCUAAGCUUUCCCUACCACCCAUUCCUUUCCCCAUGGAACUACCUCUCCUCUCUCCAGCUAUGAUGCAGUCGGUGGCUCUCCAGACCCAACCUUGGUUAGACUUGAGUGUGAACCCUGAGUUGGCAAAACUCUACCAAUCUCAACUCAAUCUAGGGCCACAGCUUAGUCCAGCGUUGCUAAGUCAGACUCCACAACUGAACCCUACAUUGCUGGGUCAACCAUCCCAACUCAGUCCCAUCCAAACAGGACAGCAACCUCAAGUCAGCCCAUCAAUGCUUGAACAGCAGCAGGGUAAGAGAACCCGAACACGAAUCUCAGAGGAGCAACUGACUGUUCUGAGGAGACACUUUGAUAUUUACAGCCUCCCCAGUGAUGACGAGAUCAACAAAAUGUCUUCUCUGUCUGGACUGCCUCACAAAGUCAUUAAACACUGGUUCCGCAACACCCUAUUUAAAGAGCGCCAGCGAGACAAGGAUUCUCCUUAUAAUUUUAAUAACCCUCCAACCACAUCCCUGGAGGAGGGCAAAGAGGAAGUAGCACAAAACCAAACUCUGACACUUGAACCAUGUUCACUAUCCCCAGCCCCCCCAGCCAUCUCUCCACAGCCCCAGAUAACAGAUAUCCAGAGAGGCGAGCCCCAUAGGGGUCGGCGCUCUUCCCGAACCCGCUUCACGGAGCAACAGCUGGAGACCCUACAGGGGGUGUUUGAGGCCACUCCCUACCCCAGAGAAGAAGAAUAUGACAGAAUGUCUGCUCUGUUGUCUCUCCCUAACAGAGUCAUUGUUGUAUGGUUUCAAAAUGCAAGACAGAGAGCCCGCAAAAACCAAGAUGGGGGACGGGGGACUGAUGAUGGAUUAGAGGGAAAGAACCAGCCUGACAGCAUUCACAGACAGAGAAAUGGCUGCUUCAAGAAUAAUGAAGAUAAUGAGGAUAACAGCUGUGGCGAUGAAGGACAAGGUGACUGUGAAAACUCCAUGGAUCUGACUUAUGAGUACUACACCCAACCUGACUCACCUGUCCUUGAUUCUUACACUCAAGACACAGAAAGUGAACAGCAAACAUUUAAUGGAGAACCAACACUUGUAAUGAGGAAACAAGAGGAUAAAACCACCUCUUCUUAUGCUGAUAAGUGCCCAGCUCUGGUUCAAACUCAAAAUGGAAUUUCAGAUGCUGACUUUCAUCAGAAGGAAAAGGUUACAGUCAAGAAAACGGGCUCCUCUUCAAAACUCGAAACUAAGAUUCAGCCAGAAAGUACUCCAGAAAGAUCUCAGCCUUGUUCUUCCUCCUCUUCACAAAAGACCGUACCCACCAUUCCGUCUAUAUCUCAUUGCAGCCAGGCGCAUACCCAAAGUUCUCCUUCAGAUCAAGCUUGUGAAAAGCCUGCCGAUCCAUCACCCAACCUCCCUUCUGCUUCAGAGUCUGAAAAAAGCCACACUGGGCUGCCUGAUUCCACAUCAAGCUUACUCAGUGAAGCCCAGUCACAGAAUCAGCUGCUUCUCCAGACCCAGGCUCAAUUCCCAUGCAGUGUCUGUCCAAUGUCCUUGCCAACAUUCCAGCUGUGGCAGGAGCAUCAGACCAGGCACCUCCUGGCAGCUCAGUCCCAGGUCCAACUCAUGCAUUCUGGCUUCACAGACCGAACCAUGCCUUACAUGAUGCUUCACCCCAACCACACCCUGAUGGCCAGCCAAAUGCUUUCAGGUGCUUUGUCCCAGAUUCAUUCUAAUCCUACACAUUCAAUGAUGUCACAUUUAAACAGUAUACAAAUUCAAAACACAAUCUCUGAUCAUUCAAGUAACACCCUCGCGGGUCUAUCUCAAGGUUCCCUGACACCUAUGAAGCAGAAUACAAAGCUUAUAUCAGAAACCAGUUUUGAAAGCCAGAGGAGCAAUAGAGAAGUUGAGGAAGAACACAGAAGGGAUAAGCGUCAGAGAACCACCAUCACCCCAGAACAGCUUGAAGUGUUGUAUCAGCGUUACAGCUUGGACUCUAAUCCCACCAGAGGAGUACUCGAAAGCAUUGCACGAGAUGUGGGCCUAACAAGACGUGUUGUUCAGGUCUGGUUUCAGAAUACACGAGCCAGAGAGAGAAAAGGACAGUUCAGGUCGAUGGGGCCAGGAUCCAGUUUCAGCUUGGGUUUGAACCACCUUCGCUGCCCAUUUUGCAGGGCUCUGUUCAAGGUCAAGAGUGCUCUGGAUGCCCAUAUGAGGUCCCGUCACUGGGCAGAGGCUGAAAGAGCAGGUUACAACUUAUCAAUGAGUAAUGUAUCCAGUGGGCAGAUUGGGAUGACCGUGUUGUCUGUUAUGGAUAGACCGGGCCCAUCUAUCACCUCCAACCCUACCCAAAACCAUGCUUAUGUAAUAAGCAACAAAGAGUUAACUGGGAGUCCACCUGUCACCUCUUUGUCUUUAACCACUGAUCUGAACAACCAAGAGGAGGAUGAUGACUAUGAGGAUGAUGAAGAGUAUCCAUGUGAUGAUGGUUCCAGUAUGGCUGACCAAGAGUCUCCUAGUCCUGAGGGAUCUGGGGGUCCAAGCUCUGAUUGGGGUGAGACACAAACUCUGCAGCAACACCACCACCAUCAGCAACAGCGCCAAAGGACACAGAUGAGUCACUUCCAGGUACUGCAGCUCCGAGACUUCUACAGGAGUCACCGUACACCCAACCGACAUGAGUGCGAGGCACUGGGCCAGGAGCUGGGGCUACCUCAUCGUGUUGUGCAGGUGUGGUUCCAGAACGCCAGAGCCAAGGAGAAAAGGGCCCGGAGCCUAAGCUCUGACUCUGCAGAGAGGGAGCAGGCUGAGCUGUCUGCAGGAGCAGGGGAGAGGGACAGAGCUUAAAGAGGAGGACCAAGCUCCCUUUGCUUCCUUCUACAAUGUUUUCCCCCAAACCACUCCUGCAACAGCUGUCGACCUUCAAACAUAUACCAUGUCCACUUUGCUGCCAAACCAGUAACCUGAACACCCCAAAGAUGCAGAGCCACAGAGGCCCAAAGAGAAACUCUCAACUGAAAAUAGGAGAGAUCCCAAACAAAGUCCUCUCUAACACAGCUUUCCUCUUUUCAUAUUGUUCUUAGACUCUUCCCUGGUCUGUCCUUUCUUGUUGAAAAGAGCUCCUCUCCCUUUUCUGUCAGACACCUUACUACAACCAAACACCACCUUGUUAAAAAACCAACCAGAUGCCACAGAGGCCAAAGAGCAUUCUCCAAGUAUGUGACCUCACUGCCCAGCUAGACCUGCAGUCUACCUCUCAGUCUGCAUGACAGACUCACUGUGGGUCCUCCACCAGACUGUGCUAGAUGACUAGCUGUGUAGCAUGUAGUGCCAGUCUGUACUAGACUGGAAAAGAAAUUGUCAAAGAGAUUUUAGUGUAAAUAGAGAACUCCAAAAGAUACACUUGAAGAAAAACAAAGCGGUUAACAGUGGAAGAAGAAAAAGGAGGAGAAAAAAAAGGAAGGAUAUCUUUGAAAUAGACGGAGGUAUUCGCAUAGAGCUUUUGUAAAGACUGACUCAGAUUCCAAAGCUCGUAACCAAAAUUUUACAUGUCUGUGGAUUUAGUUUCAACAUGUUUGUUUUCAAUAACAAACAGCAGAGCUUACGUCUGUACAGUGAAUGGGUGAGAUCUGCAUCUGGCACUGGUGAGAGCAGUACUAAUAGACUGAUACCUUGCUAGGAAGCAGCCUCACCCUCCACAAGCCAAUGAUGAGUAUUCUGUUGUACAUGUACACCUUCUAUGUUCCUUUAGUGGAUAACAGCCCAAAUAGCACAGAACGUAAAGGCCAGUUUGUCCUGAAAGGGGCAAACUAUUUUUAUAGCACUCAACCAUUAUGCUGUAUAUGAAAACUUUAACCAAACUCAAAUUUACAUUGUGUGUGUUUAGUAAUAGUUUCUUAAUAUAAAUCGUAUGGAUUGAGAUAAACUGUCUUGCUCCAAUAUAAUAGUGUCAUGAUUAUGAAAAGAUUAUGACAGCUUUGAUAUGUUCAGGCAAGGUGUCUUAUGGCCUUUCCGUUCUAUUUGAUUAUACCAAUGGCUUACCAAUGUUAUGUGAUUUAAUGUAAAGCUUUCUAUGCUCAGGUCAACAGCUCAACAUGGCUCCACUUCAAAUAAGAUCUUAAUACUGUAUUUUUCUGUUUCUAAAACAGAAGAAGCAUGGUUUAACCUUGGACUAAGUAUUAAAGGAUAACUCCAAAAACAUCUCUGAAUUUCAAAGAUCUGAGCUUUUCACCUUUGAGUAUUAGAUUGUUACAAAAACCUUAUUAAAACUAAAGUGUUUAAUAGUGUGAGGGGUAAAUGUACAGUAUUUAGCUUUUGUAUGGUUGACUCAAGACUUCAUUGGAUGUUUGAGACAUAGUUCCCUUCUCCACUUGCUGAUAGGAAGCUACUGCGCAAAGACGAGAAAAAAACUUUGGAUGUUAUUGAUGUUAUUUUUGUACACUUAAUUUAUUUUCCCUCUUUCUCCCUCCCUUACAUGCUUUCCUCUUUUUCUCUCUACCUUCCUUCCUCUGUUCAUUUGCAACCAGUCCUUAUUCUAACUGUAAUAAUGAUAAUAUAACAAUAAUAGCUAAACAAUAAUUAAUGCUUUAAGACAAAAAUCCAAAGACGUGAUAAUACUUUAACCAUAUGACCUACAAAAAUAAGCGCUACUGUUUACUUGACGAUGUAUUGCUGUUUUUAAAGAAGGAAGGAGUCCCUAUAUCUAAGCUACUGUUUUCUGCCUCUCAUAAGCACACUGGAGACUGUAACCAAAACCCCAAACUAGAGCCAUGGCAGUCUGUAAUAUAGCGGUUAAAGAGUUUUACUUCUCUUGAGAAACGUUGCAGUUUAUUUUUCUUUCUUUUUUUACCAUAGUGUUGAACUUCAGCCCUUAAGGAUGUCCAGUUUGCUGCUAAUGUACUGUAGUUUUUAACAAUACUGUAGAAGAUGCAUGCUCUGAACGCUUUACCACUAGGCUUUAAUGACUACAAACUGUAAUGAUACCUGUGAUGCUGUUGAUAAACUGCUCCUCUGUUGAAAAAUAAAUGGAAAUGUGGGGCUCAAUUCCAUCAAGUUUGUUUUCAGUAUCCUGUUGACUACCCAUACCCAGAAGAUAAAAUGGCUUCGGUAAAUCCAGGAUAUUUUUUUUCUUCACUUUACAGUUCCAGAGAAAUCUGCUUGGGGCAUUGAUUCCUCAAUACAAAUGGAGAUACUGCAGAGCUAUUUGAAGGAGUUCAGCCCCAAACCUUCCACUAAUAUGGUGUCAGUCAUUCUGUGUUGCAAUGUCUCUUGUCCAUUUGUCCAGCUAAAAAGGCUUUGCUGAACUCAGACUGACAUCACAGCCAACCUUCCAAAGGAUGUGGGCUGGCUGAAAAUGCUGUCAUGCUUUGUUCUUAAACUAACCAAUGUUUACGACAAUACCAAUGAGCUUUCUUCUGUACAGAAAUGUGCAUUCCAAAUAACACAAAGGCAGUUUCUUUUGUAUACUGAUUAUUUUGAACUUCAUUUCUCUCAUAUUCUCUUGAUCUUAGUGACUGUAAGAUGUACAUAUUGGGGUACUCUAUGGUGAAGGGACUCUGUUUUCCUUACUGUAGGUUUUCAUUUUUUCUGGAUAUGUUGUUGCCAUAGUGAUGACCAAAAAGAUACCUGUGAUGUGCACCUGUCCUUAUGUCCUGCUCCAGUGGUUUAGUGUGUCUCUAUUCUCUCCUUCCCCCAGCUCUCCCUUACUGGUGUGUGUUCCUCUUCCUUUCCCAAACUCCACUGAGCUAAAUAAAGUCUGCUUUGGUGCA
Messenger RNA from Pleuronectes platessa (European plaice), 11732 nucleotides. RefSeq names its product zinc finger homeobox protein 3. Gene Ontology annotation, molecular function: DNA-binding transcription factor activity, RNA polymerase II-specific; RNA polymerase II cis-regulatory region sequence-specific DNA binding. The coding region runs from base 358 to 8811 and encodes 2817 amino acids. The transcript has 11 exons. Gene Ontology annotation, cellular component: nucleus. The record is from RefSeq and is a predicted model, not a curated record. Lineage: Eukaryota; Metazoa; Chordata; Actinopteri; Pleuronectiformes; Pleuronectidae. Gene Ontology annotation, biological process: regulation of transcription by RNA polymerase II; regulation of neuron differentiation; brain development.